CGGGUCACCAGGCAUCAGGUCAUUUGGCUCAACAGCGGGCACCGCGUCAUCUGGCAAGGCAGUGGGCUCCGAGUCAACAGGCACGACAGUGGGCACCGGGUCAUCAGGUACCGGAUUGUCUGGCUCGACAGCGGGCAUCGGGUCACCAGGUAUGACAGCGGGCACUGGGUCACCAGGCAUCAGGUCAUUUGGCUUGCCAGCGGGCACCGCGUCAUCUGGCAAGGCAGUGGGCACCGGGUCACCAGCAUUGGAUCGUCUGGCUCGACAGCGGGCAUCGGGUCACCAGGCAUCAGGUCAUUUGGCUCGCCAGCGGACACUGCAUCAUCUGGCAAGGCAGUGGGCACCGAGUCACCAGGUAUGACAGCGGGAUCUCUGAGUCAAUUGGCACGACAGCGGGCACCGGAUCAUGUACUGGAUCAUCUGGAUCAACAGCGGGCAUCGAGUCAACUG
Staurois parvus is the source of this 450-nucleotide messenger RNA. The record is from the annotation of a GenBank genome assembly. Lineage: Eukaryota; Metazoa; Chordata; Amphibia; Anura; Ranidae.